AUGGGUCUAUUGUUGCUGAAGGGAAUUCUUUUAAUGAUAUCAGAUGCAGGUUUGUGUAAAACAGUUUUUAAAACCUCUUCAACGGCUGGCAAAAUUAACUUCUCUCCGAUAGUAUGCGGUUUUCCGGAUUUAUAUAUAGCUAUAAGUAACGAGAUAUUGUAAGACGCCCGCAAACCAUCAUCAUUUCUUUGUGACGUCGAAGCGAACAUUCUGUCCAGUGUAG
Messenger RNA from Acanthoscelides obtectus, 223 nucleotides. The record is from the annotation of a GenBank genome assembly. NCBI's taxonomy places the organism in Eukaryota, Metazoa, Arthropoda, Insecta, Coleoptera, Chrysomelidae.